AUGCUGACGACCUCCAGCCCUAUCAUCUUCUAUGACAUCGCCACAUGCCCCCCCGUGUCACCCAACUCUUGGAAGACCCGAUUGGCACUCAACUUCAAAUCUCUCCCCUACUCGACCUCAUGGGUUGGUUUACCCGACAUUGCCAAAGUCCGCAGCAGCCUCAAAGUACCCGCCUGCCGCAAAUUCGCCGAUGGCACCGACUUUUUCACCCUACCUAUCAUCCAGGAUCCCGCCACUGGCUCGUUAGUCGGCGACUCCUUUGAUAACGCCGCACCGGCCCUCUUCCCGGCUCAGACGAUCGACUACUGUCCCGACAGUGAAUUCCCGGAAUACGCCAAGUUCAAUGUGAACGUCGACGCGGCCUUUAGCGCUCAUGUACAGUUUACGGUUCAGGGGUUUCCAUUCGACCCUGCUACGGCUGAGAUCAGUAAGGCGGAAUUCUGCCGGCGCGCGGGUGUUACCUGCUGGGAGGACCUUGCGUUGGCUGGUGAGGCGCGAGAGAAGAUGAAGGAUUCGCUCCGGGAUAUGCUAGAUGGCCUGGGUAAGCUUUUCUUAAGGGAUACUAGCGGGCCCUUUACACUCGGGACAAGGGCUAGCUAUGCGGACUUUAUUGUCGGUAGGAGUGAAUGGGAGGAGGUAAGGAGUUGGCAUGGGGGUCUCUUUGGGCGUUUGCAUGAUGCGUUGGAGGUAUAUGCGGAGGUGGGAUAG
Aspergillus alliaceus is the source of this 708-nucleotide messenger RNA. RefSeq lists its product as uncharacterized. The record is from RefSeq and is a predicted model, not a curated record. Lineage: Eukaryota; Fungi; Ascomycota; Eurotiomycetes; Eurotiales; Aspergillaceae. Bases 1 to 708 code for a protein of 235 amino acids. The transcript is spliced from 4 exons.